This is a messenger RNA of Panicum virgatum (switchgrass), 2336 nucleotides long. RefSeq names its product O-fucosyltransferase 7-like. The transcript has 11 exons. The record is from RefSeq and is a predicted model, not a curated record. Bases 225 to 1829 code for a protein of 534 amino acids. NCBI's taxonomy places the organism in Eukaryota, Viridiplantae, Streptophyta, Magnoliopsida, Poales, Poaceae. Gene Ontology annotation, cellular component: cytoplasm.
GCCUUACCGCGUCGUUGAGGGCUCUGCACGCAAGCACGCGCUGCCGAGAAGAACAAAGGGAGUAAAGCGGCGACGCCUUCCCCCUCGAGGCGGAGACGAAUAGCCCAGCGCAUCGCCGCGCCACUUCGUGGUCCAAUUGGCCGCGGCCGUCGCCGUCGAUCGUUGGAGGGGCGAGAGGGGAGGAGAGUGUUUCGCUUACCCCCCGUCCCCCCUAGGCGGAUGAGAUGCCGCUGCGCCGGAAGGUAAGGCCCGCGGGCGCGGCGGCGCGGCGGGCGGCGCUGCGGUGGUGGCUGCUCUCGCUCGCCGCCACGGGCGCCACCGUCACCGCCGCGGCCGCGCUGCUCGCCCUCGCCCUCCACCUCUCCGGCUCCCCGGCCGCCUCCUCCUCCUCCGGCGCGCCCUACCGCCUCUGGCAGCCGCGGGAGUCCGAGGAGCUGCGGUGGGAGCGGGAGGUCGCGCCGCCGCAGCUCGCGUCGCCGCAGUCGCGAAAGCUGGACGGCGCGGCGGAGAGGAGCCUGUGGCUGCCGGCGCCGUCGCGGCGGUUCGUGCCCUGCGUGGCGCCGUCGCCGGAGUUCAAAAGCCCGGUGGCGUCGAGGGGGUACCUGCUCGUACACACCAAUGGUGGCCUCAACCAGAUGCGCGCUGGGAUCAGUGAUAUGGUGGCAGUUGCGCGUAUACUUAAUGCUACACUCAUCAUUCCAGAGCUUGAUAAGAAAUCAUUUUGGCAUGACAGAAGCAACUUUUCAGAUGUAUUUGAUGAAGAACACUUCAUAAAUUCUUUAGCAAAUGAUGUGAAAGUUGAGAAGAAACUGCCUAAGGAGUUGGUGAAAGCUCCAAAGUCUGUUAGGUACUUCAAGAGUUGGUCUGGAGUAGAUUAUUACCAGGAUGAAAUUUCUCCACUGUGGGAUCAUCGCCAGGUCAUUCGAGCUGCUAAGUCAGAUUCUCGCCUCGCAAACAACUACCUUCCUACAGACAUUCAAAAGCUUCGAUGUAGGGCCUUUUUCCAAGCACUUAGAUUUGCUCCCCCAAUUGAAGCUUUAGGCAAGCUAUUGGUGGAGAGGAUGAGAUCAUUUGGACCAUAUAUCGCUUUGCAUCUACGCUAUGAAAAGGAUAUGCUUGCUUUUAGCGGUUGCACAUACGGUCUAUCUCAAACAGAAUCAGAAGAACUUGCAAUGAUCAGAGAAAACACAACCUACUGGAAGGUGAAAGACAUUGAUCCAUUAGAACAAAGAUCCCAUGGAUAUUGCCCCUUGACACCAAAGGAGGUUGGCAUGUUUCUUUCUGCCCUUGGAUAUCCAUCAAGCACCCCAGUGUACAUAGCCGCAGGAGAAAUAUAUGGAGGUGAAUCUCAUAUGGUUGAUUUGCAAUCACGCUUCCCGAUUCUGAUGAACAAGGAGAAACUUGCCUCAGCUGAGGAGCUACGUCCUUUUAGCCAAUAUGCGGCUCAAAUGGCAGCUCUGGAUUACAUUGUUUCGGUGGAAAGCGAUGUCUUUAUUCCAUCCUAUUCAGGGAACAUGGCACGGGCUGUUGCAGGUCAUCGCCGUUUUCUUGGUCACCGGAAGACAAUAAGUCCUGACAGGAAAGCAUUAGUUCGAUUGUUUGACAAAGUUGACAGUGGAUUACUGAAGGAAGGCAAGAAGCUAUCUGAAAGGAUACUAGACAUGCAUCGGAAAAGACAAGGCUCUCCGCGGAAACGAAAAGGUCCAGUCUCGGGAACAAAGGGCAAAGACAGGUUUCGGUCAGAAGAGGCAUUUUAUGAGAAUCCUCUUCCCGACUGCCUGUGUCAACCAGGGUCUCCAGACAGCGAUGAUUCUCUUGUCAGCAUCUAAGCCAUGGAGCCGAUCGUCCUUGCUGAUCCCGGUAGCCACUCCCGUGUAAAUAGAGCAAUUCAGAAACACAGAGGAAGAUGCACACUAAUAAUUCCAGCGAGCAAGGUGCACACUGAUCAGAGCUUCCGUGUCCCUAACUUCAUGCACCAACUAUUCGUUGGUGCGCCAUUGUCCAGCUGUGGCUGAAGUUCUGGCUGGUUGGGCUUGUUCAGAAGUCGACAGCUGGAGGUGGAAGCAGCUGUACAAGACUACAUAUGUAGCCAAAUUGCUGUAUAGGACUAUAGAGAAGUUUUGAGAAUCUUUAGAUAGGGAUAAUUAACUCAACUUCUUGUAAGUAGAUGGUAAUAAACAGAGAAAUAUAGAAUUACUGGAGCAGCUUGACAUCAACAUUCACUCAGAUAAAGUUUCAUCUUUCAUGUGCCUGUCUUCGUUUGUUAGAUGAACAGAUUUGACAUUUUAUACUGAGGCUGAGCCCACGUUAUUAUGAAUGCAGUUUUGGUUUCUGAA